UUCACAGUAGUUAUCCGCAUCUUGAGCUAGUGACAUAAAUUAGACAAUGUAUUGGUCUUCUCUAGCUUCUACUGUCAUUAGCUGCUUGUCUAAUAAAUAUUAGUAAUAAAUUCAACGAUAAACUGUCAAAGCUGCACUUACCGCGUAAUUAUAUAGAACGUUUUGUUUUUUUUGUCAAUACGUAUAUUAUAAUGUGAAGUAAAACAUUUUUAUUAAUUUCGAGUACAAUGACUCACAGUACACUACGUCGGCACGUUGACAAAUAAAUAAAUGUCCGAUUGACUCGACUGACGUAUUCAAUAAUUAACUACAAGCUAUGUACAUAACAGGUUUUAAAGAUAAAACCAGGUUUCCUCGUCAGUGUUACACGGCCGGACAAAGGCAGGAUCUAGAUAAUUAGUUGCGGACAAAAAUAGUCGUCGGUGUCGGGCCCUGGUCCAGGUGACGUCAGCGCGCCAGGGCCGGCGGCGGGGCAAGACGGGCCCCGCGCCAGUGUCGCGCGCGCCGUCAGCCCGCUCGCACGCCACCUGCCGAGCCUGAGCCAGCACCCGCCGCGCGCUGCCCUGCCGCCUGCUCGCCUCCACCGGCCCCCUCCCGGCUGCCUACGCGAUCCUGAACCACACGCUCACUUAGUGCAAUGGUCAGAAGAUACGAAAGAAUGAGUGGACGCCAGUCCUGGAACGAAGAUGACAUGGCUAAGGCAGUCGCAGCAGUCGUGUCAGGUAAGAUGGGGUACAAGCUGGCCGCCAGGACCUUCCACAUUCCUCGCUCAACUCUCCAAAGACGUGCUAGCAAGAUAAGGUAUCAGCAACCUGAUGACCCCAAACCUUUAAUGGGCCACUACCGAAGGGUCUUCACGGACAGUCAAGAGAAAGACUUGGUUGGAUACAUCAAAAGCAUGGAGAAGUAUUUCAUGGGAGUUUCCAGGCGAGAUAUUCGGGAGCUAGCCUUCCAGUACGCAGAAGACAACCAUCUGAAUCAUCCGUUCGAUGUGAACACCAGGAUGGCAGGCGAAGACUGGGUCAGGAACUUCCUGAAGAGGAAUCCAGAGCUCCUGGACAAGUCGGAGCAUGAGUGCGGCUUGGAGCCCGUGAACUUCGAUCAGUUCUAUCACUUUAUGUGUCAGCUGUCAUGAUGACUGGCUGCUUAGACGGUAAAACUAGUUGUAAGUAAAAAGGUCAAGUUCGCCCCCCAGAGAGCCUCAGCAUUAAUGUUUGACAUGUGUGAAUCCAACCUGUGUAUACUGUACUUGCCCACUUUGUAAUCAUUCAUAUGAAUUUGUUGUACAAGAUAUUGCUCAAUAACACACAUUCGUAAUCAAAACGGUAACCAAAUCAUGAAGACUUUAGGCAGUUUAUAUCCACAAUUUGAUACAUAGUACAGUAAGAGUUUUGGAAAGGUUUUUUUAAAUUUACAUAUAUGAACAAAAUUGUAGCAAAAGUAGAUGAAGAGAGCCAAGCUCAAAUAUGCGAUGUUACCUUUGAUAUUUUCUUAAUUUGAUUAGAUAUUUUGUUUUGUUAAUAUUUGGGACCGUGGACAGAUGCGCGCAUGGCCGCGUGUCACAGUCACGGUUCUGCACUUAGUAAGUACUUACGAAGUCUAUAGUUGUAUCUGAUUUAUAGUUUAAAUUUUGUUAUUUAAUGGUACUAAAAGAUAACUUGCUAAAUUAAGGGCUGUGAUAACAGAGAAAGGUGUAUUUUUAUGGAACAUAUCUAUUGAGGUGAUGUAUAUAUUUACAAAGACGGUAUCUGAUAUUUUAAAUUUAAUAGCUUACUACAAAUUGCAAUGUGAACGCAGAGUAUCUCUUGAUUGUAAAAUGUUCCGUAACAUAGUUUCUACCGGCAAGGCGCAACGUAGCGGGAUGGUCUGAUUUGCAAUAUUUCCUUUGUGUGCAAUAUUAAAGCUAUGUACUAAGGAGCUAUAAAAACUAUGCAGCGAGCACGUCAUACAAGACGCGACAAAUAACAUGUUUCAGCGGUCACGCUAUAAGCAUCAUGCGUCGUACGUUACGUGCCAAACUCAAAAAAACUGGAAACAAUGUAAUUAAUACGUGAUCAGAGACAACGUUCGAUUGACGUAGUGCUAACACCAUACAAAUAAACGUUUUUCAUAUUAAAAUGGCAUGCAAAUAAAGCAAUAAUAAAAUGCUCGUCCAUGAAUUUUACGUAACAUACGCGCAUGAAUCUGCAAUCGAGGCAAACAUUCUCCAUUAGUGUAGUUUGACGUAGCGCAUACAACUGCAGUGUUGCCAGUUACGGAACAUUUGCCCCUAAUGAAUGCUGAUAACGAGCGCGUCAGCGAUCUGCCACGCGCUGCGCUCAGCUCCAACGAGCCACUACCUGCGUCACUCACAUGCAUAUAAACUCUUUAUACGUACUAUUGGGAUGGGAUAGUGAUAUUCGUGGGAUUUCGGCUUAUCUAAUUAUUUCGAUUCUAGUUAAAAUUAUGUUCGUGUUUCGUCCAAAUCAAUGCUAUUUUUCUAUAGUCACUAUUUUAACGAUCCCACUGUACCAAAUUAGUUAUAUUAUUAUCGUUACCUGAUUCAAGUUUUGAUCUCUUUAACUUAGUUCAAAAUAGCGAAAUGUUUAUUUAUUUAGAUCUCGAAAUAUUAAAUGUUUGUUGGUUUAUUAAAAUUUUAACAUUCGGAAACAUUACCCGUAUGCCAAACUAUGUUGUUAUUUUGAGAUUUAUUUUUAAUUAAUAUAAUAAUAUUCCUAUGUACUUAGUUUAAAGAAUUAAUGUGAUUAUAAAUUGAAAUAUUUAAUAAAGAAAAUUUUAAGUACCUACA
This is a messenger RNA of Helicoverpa zea (corn earworm), 2788 nucleotides long. RefSeq lists its product as uncharacterized. NCBI's taxonomy places the organism in Eukaryota, Metazoa, Arthropoda, Insecta, Lepidoptera, Noctuidae. The transcript is spliced from 2 exons. The record is from RefSeq and is a predicted model, not a curated record. Bases 638 to 1135 code for a protein of 165 amino acids. Gene Ontology annotation, molecular function: DNA binding.